CAUCCAAGAACUGUCAAGCAUUCGAUAGUUUGGCAUAGUCAGCUGAUAGCAAAAUGCAAUUAAACGUUUCCUGUGAUAUUUCAAGAAAUCAAUUGUAAUUCUCGUGCGUGACCGUGAAAUUUCUUGAGAAUCAUCAACUCGCGAUCUAUUUGCCUUCUACUUCAAUUUUUCGAAGAAAUUUAGGGGGAUUCACAAGACUUUUUAUACACAUUUAACUGAAGCAAAUCUACCAAAAACAAAAUGCCUCUAAGUGCAGACAUAUCUACAGCUCUUCAUUUAUUGGAGCAUGUUCAAGAAAGGGUGGAGGAUUGCAAUGACCCCAAACUACAAAUGCAUACGACUCAAGAUAUAAAAUCCUUAAUUUCUCUUUUGGAAGAUCCGGUAUUCCGCAGCAUAGUGACAAUUCAAGACUCACUAAUCGAAUUAAAUACUCAACUGGGGCAGCAUCCAUCUAUUAUUCCUGGCGAUUUUGAUAUUAACAUUAGUGGACAACUGGAACUUUCUGUUCCUAGUACGCCAGUGCAACCACUUGGAUCAAAUGUAUAUCAAGAUCUAUAUCAGGAUAGCAGUGAACUAGAAGAUCAAAGGGUUCCAGUUGCUCCAUUGGUGCAUAGCAGCAGCGAAGAUACUAGUGCACAGGUCACAAGCCCAAGUCUUGCGUCAGAGGUUAUGGGAAUGCCUCCAAUAACAACAACAACAUACGCUAAGGAGUUUAAGAAAGUUAUUGAAGCUGCAGCAAGAGGUCGUCAAGUAUUUACUGUGCAGUUGUAUAAACCAGAGGGAACCAGUCUGGGAUUCAGUGUGGUUGGUCUUCGCAGUAAGGAUAAAGGAGAGCUGGGUAUUUUCCUGCAGGAGAUACAACCCAAUGGCAUAGCUGGCUGUGAUGGCCGAUUGGUAGAGGGAGAUCAGAUAUUGGCGAUAGAUGGACAACCACUAGACUCGAACAUCUCUCAUGAACAGGCAAUCUCGAUUCUUCAGAAGGCACGUGGUCUGGUUGAGUUGGUCGUAGCAAGAAGCACCCAAGACGUUGGGAGCUCUUUGCCGACGGAUGAGUUGUCCGGAGCCUCGAGUUCGACAGCGGCCGCGGGAGCAGGUGUGUCCAUCAUCGGCGGCGUUGUCAGCGGGACAACGAACCAGGUCAGCUCUGACAAGGAUCAAUCGGUGUCCACGUCGUCCGUCGUUACACCAGCGCCGACCCCCAAGUCCAGCCAGCCGGCGAGCACCGCCUCGGCGGCAACGCCGACAUCGACACCGCCGACCUCAACCCCGGUACCUGGAGGCCUCGUUGUCGAAAGGAGCCCCUCCGCCGUCAGCGACGCCUCCAAGAGUGGCUCUGACAUGGUGCUGAACACGGAAUGGGCACAAGUUGAAGUUAUAAAUCUGAUCAAUGAUGGCAGCGGUCUUGGAUUCGGAAUCGUCGGUGGACGAAGCACCGGUGUUGUCGUUAAAACGAUCCUUCCUGGAGGUGUCGCCGAUCGGGAUAAUCGGCUGCAGAGCGGGGACCAUAUAUUGCAAAUCGGCGAUGUCAAUCUGCGGGGAAUGGGAAGUGAACAGGUUGCGGCAGUUCUGCGACAAUCCGGCACACACGUGCGCCUCGUUGUCGCGAGACCUGUCGAACCAACGUCACCGGAUUACCAGGCACUCGGCAGCCACGCUCCGAUCGUACCAACGAAGAUUCUGGGUGACCCGGACGAGUUGGACCGCCACCUGGUGCACAGCGUGCCGGAGACAUACAACAUACGCCACGUGCAGCCCGACAACGCGUACGACAACGGCUACAUAUUCUCUCAGGAAUCCGACGUCGAGAUGCAUGCAAGACCAGGUCUCAUCGUGGACGUAGUACGCAACCCAUUGCCAAUUGGAGCGAUGCCAGUGAUACCACCGGUUCCGGUGCAGAUCCCGGAACUUCCGGUCCUCACCAUGGACACCAUCGAUGUUAACUCACUGCCAGAAAUGGAACGGUUCACCGUCGAGCUUAAGAAGGACAUUUACGGCCUCGGGAUCACCAUCGCUGGAUACGUUUGCGAGAAAGAGGAGCUGUCUGGCAUCUUCGUGAAGAGCAUCAGCGAAGGCAGUGCGGCAGACUUGAGCAACAAGAUCCAAAUAAACGAUAGAAUAGUAGAGGUGGACGGCCAUUCUUUACAGGGUUAUUCAAAUCAUGAGGCCGUCGAGGUGCUACGGCGCACUGGACAAACGGUAGUUCUAUGUCUGGAGAGAUAUCUACGUGGACCAAAGUACGACCAGCUUCAGCAAGCAAUCGCGGCCAGUGAACUGAGACUACCUCAACCGAGCUCUCCAUCAAUCACCAGUUUGCCAAGCUUCCCGAUUAGCGCGGAUGGAGAAACUACUACUGAGAUAGAACCGGAAGGAGAAUCGCACACGACUGUUGACAGCGCAAUUCUACAAGAGGGUGAACGCGAGAGAUCCUCGGAUGAAUUAGAUGACGCGGCAAAUGUGGAAGCUCUGUUGAGCGACCCAUCCAGCGAGCUUACACCUCAAAUUCGAGCCGCCAUUAAGGCGAAAUGGCAGAAGAUCGUAGGCCCAGACACGGAAAUUGUGGUAGCGCAAUUGAAGAAAUUUGCGGAAGGUAGUGGCCUUGGUAUAAGCUUGGAGGGAACGGUGGAUGUGGAGAAUGGACAGGAAGUUAGACCGCAUCAUUACAUAAGAUCGAUUCUCCCGGAAGGACCCGUAGGACAAAACGGAACGCUGCGUUCAGGGGAUGAAUUGCUGGAGGUGAACGGAUAUCGAUUGCUCGGCAUUAAUCAUAUGGAAGUAGUUAGCGUGUUAAAAGAAUUACCCAUACACGUUCGCAUGGUCUGUGGAAGAAACAUCGCUUCGCAGGAUCCUCUUUGCCCUAUCGACACUGCUCAACAUCAAGCUGCGUUCCAAACCAGAAGCAUCCUUGGCGGAUCUCUGCAGAAUUUAUUGCCAACAAUGGACCGUUUGGUGAAGGCCAAGUCUGACGGCUCGUUAGCGUCGACGACGACCACGGCUACGGUGACCGACGCAAGCUUGAAUAAAAUGAAGUCGCGAUCUUUGGAACCGUUGACUGGUCUGGCGAUGUGGAGCUCCGAACCGCAGAUCAUCGAACUGGUAAAGGGAGAACGGGGCCUUGGGUUCUCCAUUUUGGAUUAUCAGGAUCCAAUGAACCCCAAUGAGACUGUGAUAGUAAUAAGAUCACUGGUGCCCGGUGGCGUAGCUCAAGUAGAUGGUCAGUUAAUACCAGGCGAUCGUCUUCUUUUCGUCAAUGAUAUCGCCCUGGAGAAUGCAACGCUGGACCAGGCGGUGCAGGCGCUGAAAGGCGCCCCUAAGGGCACCGUGCGCAUCGGUGUGGCGAAACCAUUGCCCAUCCCAGACAGUAUUGUCCAGAGGGUGCCACCGAUUUGCCCCGUAAGACGCAGCAAAAGCUUCCCCAACGAAAGCGAAACGACAAAUCACGCAGCCGAGCUCGAGGACUUCCUCUCCUCCAGAUCAGGAGUAACAGAACUGUCAAUGGACAAACCGGAAUCCGAAGAGGAAGAAGAUCACUGGAAGGAUGCAUCGCCCAUCACACCUACCUGCAGUCCAACAAAACAUCCUCCGAAACCUGGCCAACUAAAAAAACCUCUAAAAACCAUCGAAGUCGACGUCCACGAUUUCAAACCAACGAGUCCGUUAGACGAAAAAGACGUGAUCAUCAUUGACAGCAGCGCCACGCCACUCAGCAAGAAGCUAGCCAUAAAGUACAAUCAGGAAAUAACGACCGGCGUGGAGAAGGCAACACCGAAAGUGAAGUUAAAACGAGAGCCAGUGAUAGAACAGGAAGAACCGUGUCAAAAAGUGCCUGAGAGCGCAGCUCAGCCAUCGACCGCCACAGAAAGACGUGCAGACGCUGAAAGAAGAAGGACCUUGAGACGAAUGGACUCGCAAGAACGACUGUCCACGUCCAGAGACACGUUAAGCAAAACAGACGUAGGUGAAAGAGGAGCGAAGAAGAAAGUUUUCAAGAGGAAAGAACAAGAUCGAAGAUCUUCCAGAAGAAAAAUAGACGAAGUGGAGGAACCUGUUUCGGAUGUUUCUAGAACCGAAGUAGACGAGCCCAGAAGGCGAAAAGACAUGGAGGGAGCGGUGAUCAGAUCAAGAGAAGAAAGGAAAAGUCUCAGAGAGCAAGAAUGUAUAGAACGAGUGACAGAAUUUUUAACGAAGCACAGUGUGCUCACUUACUCGGAGGUGAUCCCGAUCAGUGAACCUGAGACCGACGUCCAGGCACCUGGUGAUUACAGAGAACAACGAAUCACGCGUCCAUCCAGUAUUAUAGAGGCCCAGGAAGUUCAACCUGAAACCUCGAAAGACGAGCUAUUAAUAAGAACGAAGAGUAUAAGAAGACCUGAAGAGCAAGUAAAGACUCCAUCCUCUAUCGAGUCGGAGAAACAGAUCUCCGCGUCGAUUAAAGUGACAGUGGCGACACCUGAGAAACCAGCAGCAGGUGUCAAAGAGAUUAAACCAUCCGUGACGAGUCCUGAGGCAGAGGUACCAGCCACUAAACGUCGAAGUUCAAUGAGAAAGAAACCCAGAGCGUUUUCCAGAGAAUCUUCCAGGGAAUCUCUGUUGGACGACACGAAGAAAGAGGUUAGGAUACAGGAAAACGUCGAAGAGAUAUUCUUCGAGGAUACCAGUGAACAGAUAGAUGGAAUUCUUCCGGAGGUUCAGUUGGUAAAGGCUAGAAUAAUCACUGCUGAGGAAGCAGCCGCGAACAGGGUGGACGAAGCGAUGAAAAUUGAAAUACAUUCGCCGCCGGAAGUGGCUGUGGUCUCUGACUCGGUGAGAGUGAGGACGGGAAGGGUUCCAUCGCCGGAAACUGUGAACACGUCGCAUCUACAGCUGAUCAGUCUGGCCAAGUCCACGUCUGAGAACGCUUUGGCCGAGAGCAGCGAGGAGAAUAAAAUUUCUGAGAGAAACAUCAAAACGGAAAUUUUGUUGGACCUGUCGAAAGUGUCUGAAGUUGGGGACGAAGAGGAAAUGGUGGAUGGAGACAAGGACAGAAGAUUGAACAGGACAAGGAGCGAAGGUUCAAAAAGGCCGGGUUUCAAAGUGACGAAGUUGAAAGAACGUGAUGGAUUUAUGAUUGGUACAUUGGCACAACCGGAUCAACCCGAACUGACGAUUUUGUUGGAAAAUGCGGCUAUCGAGAGGAGGAGGAACGUGGACGACGAUCGAGAUAGUUUGGUGGAUUUUGGCGUGGAGAAGAUAAUUAGGAGGUCGGUAGAGUCAGAAUCCGAGGACGAUUCGAGGCUAACAGCGGACCAGGAAGUCGAGCUUCCUCCAACGAAGCUUCUCGAAGGUGAGAAUCAGGAGGACCUCGCGAAUCUCCAGCACGAGGACCAAGCAGACCGACGAGAAUUCGACUGGAGACCAGAAACCAGAGAUUAUGACAGAACACUCUGGCAGCAGAGACGUCCGCUGCUGGAGGAAACGGUCUCCUUCAGGCCGGAAGACGACAGCAGCCUAAUCAGCAAGGAACAUUCCCUGGAAUACCAGAGUCAAACUCUGGAAAGCCAGUCCGAGCAUCUAUUACUCUCUGCGUCUUUGGAGAGCCUUCUGAGAUCAGCGCCAGACAGUUGGCCAAGUCAGCAGUUCGACAGAAGCGUCGAGGAAUCGGAGCGUAACUUCAAGGAGACCCAGUACUCGCUCAAAGAGAAACGCGACGCCGAGACUCAGACAGAACAGGAGACAAAGAGCACCCAGUGCAGUCCGGAACAGAGUAUCGUCAGUCCUUCGGAAGUGUCCAAGGAGAUUCCUUUCCAUUUGACUAGAAAAUACUAUCAGAGUCCUAGAAGGGAAGUUCAGACCCAGACCCAAGGGGAGAGCAAAAGUGUUCAGUGUUGUUUGGACGAAUUAGGCAGCCUGUACAGAGUAUUAGACUCCUUCGAUAGUCCCUCUAGAUCCGAGAAGAGCUACGUAAAAGAAUCUAAGAGUAUUCAGUGUAUUCCUGAGGACAUUCCAUCGAGUCUUGAUAAGUCAACAGAGAGCCUAUCUCUGCUGUACGACCAGGGCAAAUCUCUGAGGAGUCCACGAAAGGAAGUCGAGGUUCAGACCUAUCAGGAAUCGAAAGCGAUCCAGUGUAGCGAUGACGAGCUUCUAGAGGUGGUCAGUGAAUCGCCAGAUAAUAAGGAAGGCGUGAAGAAGACAGAGAGUUCUGGAUCGUCCAGUUGCGGCUCGCCCUGCAAGCUUCGGAUUCCUACUCUGGUGUUCGUUGAGGAACAAGUGGAUAUGACGGUCACGCAUCGAGAUCACGAGGGGAACGUGAGCUGGUCGAAGCAUUGGGGACCCGAGAGGCUCGUGGAGAUCUACAGGGAGCCAAAAACUAGUCUGGGAUUGAGCAUCGUUGGAGGAAAGGUUGAUCUGCACAAUGGCAGCUCUAGUAAGUCACAGAACAUAUCCGGGAUAUUCAUAAAGAAUGUCUUGCCGAACAGUCCGGCCGGAAGAACCGGCGAGUUGAAGAUCGGAGAUCGAAUAAUCGAGGUCGAUGGCGUGGACCUACGACAUAGCACUCAUGAACGAGCGGUGGAGGUCAUCCAAGCCGCCGGAAAUCCUGUCUGCCUUCUUGUCCAGUCUCUGGUGCACCUGAACAACGAGCACGACGAGGAAGCGGAGGAAAGGAAGCAGAACACGAGGAGUCGAUUGCCCGGAACACCCACGGCAUCCUUUCGUCAAAAGGCUUCGCCAGUCUCGCCAGUCAGGUCCAGCACGCCGGAAGUGACACAGGCAGGAUUCGAAGACGGAGAGAAGCAAAGUAGCUCAAGAUCAGAUUUUAGGCGACAAAGUACAAGAGUUUCAGAUGGCGCGGGAUCCAGCUCGCGAAGAUCCUCCAUGAAAAAAUCCAUUCGCAAGAAGGCGCCAUCACCGCCUUCCAAUCCAGGAAUAUUGCGAGAAGUGAGCGAAGAGAAAGAGGAUAAUGCAUCGAAACCGGAAGAGCCUCCGAAACGGAAGUAUUCGUCCGACGAGAGCUCUGAAGAGGACAUACGUGAGUUGGAGGGUAACGUUUACACGAAAGGUGGCAUGGAGAUUUCGAGAAAAAGUGCCGGAAACGUAAAACGUACCAAAGCAGAAAUCGAAGCGGAUCCAGAGACUGAAGAUGAGUUCGGUUACACGAAUAUGAAAGUUCAGAAAAAAUAUCAUUCACUGGGGCACAAGGUGAUGCUAGUAAAGAUAGAGAAAGACAGACGUGGCUUGGGUAUCUCCUUGGCGGGACACAGAGAUCGAAAUCGGAUGGCAGUGUUCGUUUGUGGCCUUAAUCCAAAGGGAGCAGCUCACAAGACUGGAGAGAUUUUGGUUGGCGACGAAAUACUCGAGGUAAAUGGCCGAGUUCUGCAAGGACGAUGUCACUUGAAUGCGUCUGCCAUGAUUAAAGGAAUGGCUGGCACGUAUUUCAAAAUCGUCAUUUUCAGGAGGAGCAACUCGCUUGAUGAUCUCGCCGUUAAACCGAUUGUUCAAUUCCCUCCAACAUUGGAAGAUUCCGACAUGUUCAGCCAAUACAAAGGAGUUCGUAACAUACCAGUGAAGAAGGGCCAGUAUGGUCUAGGUAUAAUGAUCAUCGAGGGAAAACACGCGGAAGUUGGACAAGGUAUAUUCAUCUCAGACAUUCAAGAAGGCAGUGCAGCAGAGCAGGCUGGUUUGCAAGUGGGUGACAUGAUCCUCGCUGUCAACAUGGACUGUUUGCUGGGCUCUACUUACGACGAGGCCACGAGUCUCUUAAAGAAAGCAGAGGGCGUUGUAACGCUUACAGUAUGCAAUCCUAAUCAAAGCAAAGUCGCGAAAGAAGAAGAAGAUAAGGCGAAGGGCAUUAUUCCUGAACCUGAACCGCCAAAGGAGCCGGAGAAACCACCAGAACCAGAAGCACCGCAAGAUCCAAAAGAUUGCAAGAUUGUGGCUGGCAGAGAUACGACGAUAGAAUUCCAGAAAGACAAGGACAAAGGCAUUGGCUUCAUUAUAGCUGGUGGUUCCGACACGCCAUUGAAAGGAGUGUUCAUCGUCGAAGUAUUUCCAGACGGAGCAGCCCACAAGGAUGGACGGCUGCAGGCUGGAGACCAGAUACUCGAAAUGUGUAGUCAAAGUUUCAAGGAGAUGGAACAUGAUAACGCUCAUGCUGCCGUAUUAAAAGCUUCGGGAACUAUCAUAAUGGUGGUGCAUCGACACGAGAAAGGUGAAGAGGAAAUCGACGUUGAAUUGCAGAAGAAGUCGGGCAAAGGAGCUGGUCUCUGUUUGACAGGAUACAAGAGUGGAAAAGGAGCAUAUGUAUCAGACUUGUUACCCGGUGGUAGCGCUUUGGAAAGCGGGAAGAUUUGCAAAGGCGAUCGAGUGGUGGCAGUCGGUGGCCAAGACGUCCGCGAAGCUCCAGUAGAGGACAUCGCGGUUCACGUGAAAGUUUCCAACCCGGUGCAAUUGAAACUGGCUAGGUUCAAGUCCGCUAAGCAAUGACAGGGUUCUGCAGGCGGAACUCAGAAAGCAAGAAUUCGGGCGGCAAUCCCCCCCACCAGACACCAUGGAUUCUAGUGUGAUAUAACUGACUAUACCAAAGUAACUAUAAAUACCGUUUACCGUAUAAGUAACGCUAAUUCUAGAAGAACAAGUGAAACCAAAGGAAACGCGAUCUAUAAAUGCAGUUACGUAUGUACGUUGUAACUGUGUACACGAUUCGAAUAUUUCGGAUCUUGUCUAGUUAAAUGAUAAUCCAGGCCCGGACGCUUCGAGCGUCUCACACGCGAUUUUAUAGAACACGCUCUGUCUCGAUUACCAAAUAUCGAUGCGUUUGCGCGAUUAUUAUCGACGAUUCGAAAAAGAAUUCCGUCUGCCACGGCUGAACAUCCGGCGAGUAGUUAACACGAAUAUCUCGCGACACCCGUUAUAUACACUUAUUAGAAUUAACGACACAGAAGAGUAUUUAUGCAGUUAGAGCGAUACUAUAUAUUGUAAUAGCCACGUGGACGUAUAUCACGGUGAAACGUUUGGCAAGAGGGGUGGAAACUCGCGAGAAAUAUAUAAUAUUCGAAAUAAUUUGAUCGAUUUUCCAAAAUAAGGUACGAUAAUUCCAUAAGAUUCCUUUCUCUGGACGCUCUACUUUUUAUCGAUUUUAUUACCGGUGAAGUAGAAUACGGAGAUAAUUUAUGGAGAAUUCAUUUCGAUCGAUAUAAUCGACAUAAUCGUACAGCCUCGUAGACGAGGGUUCCAGGAGGAAGAUCGUAUUCUCGAUGGAGAUGAAAAUUCGAGAAGAAGAGAAUAGAAUAAUAUAUAAUAUAUAAAUUAAGACGAAUGUAAACGAAGCUGUAUGAAGUAAGUUGAUAGAACUGAACGAAAGUUUUGUAGAUGGAGGGAAUAUUCUUCUUCAAGGUCCUUUAUCAAUAUUAUUCGAAUUUAUAGCAAUACUGCAAGAAUUUGUCUUUUGGAAACAGAUAGAAGGUCCGGAGAGAAACGGAGGAAUAUUAUAUUAGAGAAAGCGAAAACAGAGAAAAAUCGAUCGAUUUGUUUUCAGGAAGUUUCUCCCUCUUCCCAAGCAAUUUCAACCGUGUCUUCAUACGAACAGAGAUAUCUCGCUUGUACGUUUCGUAUCACUUACGUUUAAGUUAGACGACUUAGAGACUUAGGGUAGCGCACGAUCGCGCACCACAGACUGUCUGAAAACCACGCGAGUUUCGAACACCUUCGGGGCUCGUAAAAGAAAAGAAAAACGCGAAAAACUAACAUCUAAAAAUUCAUCAAAAAAUACAGAAUAAAAGAGAAAAACAAGUUCCAACUCCCAUCGAGUGAUCGCCGUUCGGUAUAACAAAGAACCUUAAUUUAACUCUCGAUAAAGAGAAAGAGAAAUUGAUAGGUUCGAUGAAACGAACGCGAUCGAGCUUCGUUGCAUUUUUACGAUGUGGCAAUUUUUUCCAAGAAAAAGGCGAAGGAAUUUAAAAGAGACGACGAUGGACUUGUUGAGAAGCUAAACUGGCUUGUUGAUCGCGUAUAGUUCAAUUUAUCCUAUUAUCCUAGUCGUUAGCGUAGAUCUUCGAAGGCGCAAGCAAAGGAAAGCUGGAAAAUUUCAGCGAAGUAUUGCGUCGGAGUACGGAGAAAGAUGGUUCAGGAAGAAGUAUGACGAGACAUUUGCUCGCGAUUGCUGGUUUCGCUCGAAUUUCAUUUCAGGCCUCGAAUAUCGAACUUGACACGAUUCGAUUUCGUAUCGAAUUCGAUAUUUCAGCUUCUGGUUUGAUUCGGGUGGCGUAGAAUUUUACUUGCCUCGUACAGCACGCGAACUUUUAGUGUUAGUUGCGCCAAAGUGUAUGUAUAGAUAGGGUGAUUCGUUUUUGAACGAUGAACGAACGAGAAGAGUAAUUGAACAUAAUUGGACAUGCUCUUAGGCAAUUGGAUUAGCAUUGUUAGCGAAAUUUUGUAAAUUACAAAUUAUUUGAUUAUCCUAAAUGACGUCAAAUUAUGAAACUGUAGAGGGGUAGAGUAUGAUCUAUAGCAAGCGAUCUAUCGUUAAAUUGUUGCGCAAGAGGGUCCAAGUGAUGGAAUAUUCAGCAAAAUAGAGAAACUAGAUCUUUAAUUUAAUAGAUUUUUAAUAAGUUCGAUCGAUAAUGAAGAUAAAUUCGACGAGAUUUAAUUUAACGAAGUACGAAAAUACCUAAGAAAGUAAAUAUUCAGUCCAGUUCUCCUAUUUAAAUUUCAGAUCUUUUACAUACUACGUUUUUCUUACUAUUCUAAGAUUCUGAAACUUUUAAAAACUUCGCUAUGAUUUCUAAUAAAAGCGCAAUUAAAUACUCGUCCAAAUUUUCUUCCAAUAGUUUAAUAAAUUAUCUCGAUGUUCAAUUGCACUGUACUUUAUCUUGUGAGGUGCGCGGAAUCCAUUUGAAACGGACCACCCUGUAGAUAUAUAACUGUCAGCGUAUGCACUGUAAAAGCUAGCUGCGUUCGUUGCUUUUGAUUUCGAUACACUACAUCGAAUUGAGAUAUCGAGGCCACGUUCUAGUAAGGUAGUCAAUGAAAUAGUAAAAACUCGUGGGAACGUUGGAUCGUACGCUGCGCGAAUUGUUGCUCGUAAAUGACGAAUACCUAUUUAUAUAUGCAUACAUAUGUACGUGAAUGCGUAUAUUCCGACACUGUCGGUUAAGAAGUUUCACGUAAAUGGAUUGUAAUUUAUUGAACAUCGCAUCCGGUUUCCCAAGAUUAUUUUCUUCGCUUUGUUUGGCGGUGUUAUGGUAAUAGUUCUUCGUGACUGAUACAUUCUCAUAAUAAUCUGCAUAUUGUAGAGUUACCAAAAGCGAUAUUAUAUGCGCUAAAAUCGAGAUCCUCGAAGCUUGAAGAUAUUGAAAUUUGAGAACUUCCGAAUCUACAAGUCGAGAAGAUUGAAAAUUUCGUUUCAGAAUUCCACGACUCGAAAGUUUAAAAGAGGAGCGAAGAUUACAAAAUUUGAGAGAUUUGAAAAAUAACAAGGUCCCAACGUUCUAAGAUUCUAAAGUCUGACAUUCUGGGAAUUUCAAGUUGGACAUUUUUUAAUUGACGAGAUAGAAGAUAUCAGUUACUCUACAUUUCUAUCGAGUUUCUGUCAAUUCGUAGUUCGCGAUUUAAUCGAAGACUCUCGAAUUUCGUGUAACAAUCGACGAUUCUAAACUUCUGACCAACCAGUGUCGGUAUACGCGCCUAGGCUCAUAAUCGCAAUCGCUUUUCUUAUCGACACGGAUCGAAAUCAAAGGUAAUUCGCAAGGAUAACCGUUGCACCAAGCAUUCGUGAUCGUUCGUUCUGUUUGCACGUUGCAAAACGACGUCAUGCCACGAUGGCGAGGCAUCGAUUGUAAAAAAAAAGAAGAAAAAAGAAAAGAAGAAUAACAGAAGACAAGAACAAAAAGAGAUGGCGUAACCGUUAUGAAAAAAGCGUGAACGUAUCUGUUGUCGAACGAAAGAGAAAAAGAGAGUGUGUGUGAGAGAAAGAAAGGAAGAAAGUAAAAGAGCACGAGAAUGAGAGAGAUUAGAGAAGCUUAAUGCUAAUUAUAAUAUAUUUGCAGAUUAAAUAGAUUCGGGAUACCAAUUAGUAUCCCGAAACGCCUUCGAAAUUCGGGGAGCAAUACAAUCGAGCCACUUUUACAGUCAACGACUCGAAUUAUUAAUUAUUAUGAUUAUUCUCGCCAUUAUUACCGUCAUUAUGAAUUAUUGUCACGGUUAUUAUGAUUACUAAUAUUAUUACGACGAGAUUAUUCUAAUUCCUGUUAUCGCAUACACCGAUCAUUGUAGCGCGGCACUCUUAUCGAUGGUCACGAGGAGGAAACAUAACAAAACAAAGAAAAAUAAAACAGAAAAAAAAAGAAAGGACGUAAGAAAUCCGAUUAUUAUAGAACGCGAACAAACAGAUCGAGAUCUAUUAAAAUGCAUUGAUUGCAAAAGUUGCAGUAUAAA
This is a messenger RNA of Bombus terrestris (buff-tailed bumblebee), 12405 nucleotides long. RefSeq lists its product as uncharacterized. NCBI's taxonomy places the organism in Eukaryota, Metazoa, Arthropoda, Insecta, Hymenoptera, Apidae. Bases 241 to 8457 code for a protein of 2738 amino acids. The record is from RefSeq and is a predicted model, not a curated record. The transcript has 38 exons. Gene Ontology annotation, molecular function: protein binding.